Molecule: messenger RNA, 136 nt
Organism: Scutellospora calospora
Lineage: Eukaryota; Fungi; Glomeromycota; Glomeromycetes; Diversisporales; Gigasporaceae
Source: the annotation of a GenBank genome assembly
UAACAUCAAAUGUGUUGGCGAAGGAGAAUUUUCAAUCCUAUAUUCGGCCAUUUUUGAGGGGAAGAAAUAUGCAUUAAAAAGCCUAAAAAAUAACUUGACAUUUGAAUAUAAAACGUUCAAACAAUUUAUGCAUGAG